CUACUGACAACCCAUUCACAAAGUGCACUGCCACUACAAUAGUUAUUCAAACUGCAGUGGCACUGGACUAGCGGAGAGCAGCAACUGGCCUAGAGCAUCCCACAAGUGUUUGCCUAGAAGAUGGUAAACUAAAGGGCUGAAGAGAUUCUACAAUCUGUCCUAUGGAGUUGAAAAUACAUCAUUCCCUCUGCAGCUUGAACUGAUUUAAACCUCGGCCAUCCAACACUACAGCCCAGCGUCGGUAGGAUAUAGUGAUUCACCCUUGGAGUUGUGGGACUAGUUUUGCCCCUUUUAUUGUUCUGAACUAAAAGUGUUUCUUUCAGAAGAAACGGUUUUGUUUGCACAUUGAAACAAAAGGAAUUUAUUAGACCUAAUUCCUUUUUCCUGCACUUUUUGCCCCGUCGCCCUUAAUUCUACCCCUACCACCUGUACUGAUUAACGCUAAGGGGCUGCAGUGCAGGUGGCUCAGUGAUGUUAACCUUAGGGCAGAUGGAUGGCACCAGGCAGAGCGCUUUCCUCCUGAGCAGCCCACCCCUGGCAGCCCUACACAGCAUGGCAGAGAUGAAAGCCCCUCUGUAUCCUGCUUAUACUCUCCCUGUUCAGGCAUGUUCUUCAUCCAUUUCUUCCUCCUCGUCCUCUUCGUCUUCAUCAUUGUCCUCCUCUCCAUCACCACCCCUGGGCUCCCCAACACAGCUCUCACACAAACACUCAUCCUCCUCUCCCCCUUCCAGUGGAGGGCUUUCCUCUCUAGGAACACCUCCCCUACAUAUUUCAGCAGCCACCCCUCAUGGCAUCAAUGAUAUUUUGAGUCGCCCCGUAGUUUCCUGCUUGCCCUCUUUGGCUCUCACCACCUCCACUUCGGCCUCCUCUGCUGCAGUGGCCUCCAGCUCAUCACCUGCCGGACUCCUGGCGGGGUUGCCCAGAUUUAGCACCCUAAGCCCCCCUCCACCUCCACCCCCUGGUCUCUACUUCAGUCCCAGCGCUGCAGUGGCAGUGGCGCGGUACCCCAAGCCGCUCACCGACCUGCCCGGAAGGACUCCCAUCUUUUGGCCCGGAGUGAUGCAAAGUCCGCCCUGGAGAGAUGCUAGGUUCGCCUGCGGCCCCAAUCAGGGCUCUGUGUUGCUAGACAAGGAUGGGAAGAGGAAACACACCAGGCCCACUUUUUCUGGGCAACAGAUCUUCGCUUUGGAGAAAACAUUCGAACAAACGAAAUACCUAGCAGGGCCGGAGAGAGCCCGACUCGCCUAUUCCCUGGGCAUGACCGAGAGUCAAGUGAAGGUAUGGUUCCAGAACAGGAGGACCAAAUGGAGGAAGAAACACGCAGCUGAGAUGGCCACAGCUAAAAAGAAGCAAGACACAGAGACUGAGAGGCUGAAGGGAGCUUCUGAUAAUGAAGAGGAGGAUGAUGACUACAACAAACCUCUGGAUCCAAACUCAGACGAUGAGAAAAUCACCCAGCUACUGAAGAAACACAAGUCAAGCAGCGCCAUACUUCUCCAACAGUCUGAAAAUGACAGCUCUUCUUAGGCCGAACGUACACCUUGUACAGUUGGCAGGGACAAUGGCUGUCAAAGGAUGGAAGGGACACAGCUAAAGCCUCAGAUCUUCUGACAAACUUUGGGGAUAUCGACCUACCCUCUCCUACACUCACAGCACUGCGCCUCUAACAGGGCCAAAUAAGACGUUUUAUUUUCCAAGAUGUAUAUAUAUUUUUCUAAACACCAAUGCAAUUGGAAAAAAAAUACUUAAGCAACAGCAAAAUGAUCCACACACACGGUUCCAUCCGUGAAGCCUCGUCCCCUCACUUUUGUGUUCGUGACGGGCAGAAGACAUAACAUGGCCCAGUCGCACUUCUCUCAAAGGGGCAAUCAUAGGACCUGACAAAAAUGUCUUCUGAAUCACAUGAGAGUUGGGCUGCCCACGAUGUCGCGGAACCUUGGAAGGAUUUUCUAAGCAACUUGUUGAAAGCCCUUGUAAAUAAUUCGCGAUCCCCACUGACUGAGGUUUUGCUUUCUCCCUUUCUCUCCCCUGCCAGGAUUUCUGUAUAGAUCACCCUUUGUGACCAUAUAAGUGACCACUCUUCAAAAGCUCCCCCCCCCACAUAUUACCAUUUUGCAUAUCUAUUGCAGUGUUCCAGGAAAAGUCAGCCAGUAGAGAUAACGCUUGACCCAUACAUACCUCGGUCUGCUCCUGUGUCCAAAAUUUAUUUUGCUAGUAUAGGCCAUAGCCAAACAUACUUUAAAAAAUCGCGUCCAGCUGCCUGUUUCGUUUAAUCGACAGCCACUUUGUGAUAUGUAGUAGUAAUUUAAGUUUGUAAAAUGAUAUCUAAAACUAAAAGUAUUACACCUUUCACCGGAAUUCAUAUGAUCAUGGACUUUUAUUUGACCUUGGACGUUUUUGCUGUCACUCACCGCUCCACUCUGAAGCUCUAUUGAACUAUAAGGUGUGUUUUGUAUUAUAAAAUUUCAUAUAGGAUAUGUAAAUGUUAUUCUUUUUAAAGUAUACCCUUCAUUGAUAUAUUGGCAUCUUAACGUCUAUUAAUUUAUAUUUAAAGAAAAACAGGGGUUCACUUUGAAAAACAUAAAAAGUCAUUGCAGAACCAUGCAUUAUGUUAUGCACUUUUUUGUUUUAAACAAGAAAUCUAUCUAAGGUGGUUCCUAGUUCUCUUCCACCUAAAACAUGGAGGUACAAAUAAUCUGGUCUCAUGUGAGAUCUAAUAAAACUUGUAACAAAA
Molecule: messenger RNA, 2734 nt
Organism: Xenopus laevis (African clawed frog)
Lineage: Eukaryota; Metazoa; Chordata; Amphibia; Anura; Pipidae
Gene: nkx6-1.L
Product: NK6 homeobox 1 L homeolog
Biological process (GO): regulation of DNA-templated transcription; regulation of transcription by RNA polymerase II; cell differentiation
Cellular component (GO): nucleus
Molecular function (GO): RNA polymerase II cis-regulatory region sequence-specific DNA binding; DNA binding; DNA-binding transcription factor activity, RNA polymerase II-specific
Source: RefSeq, marked provisional